CACAUUCACACACACGUUGGGCGACACACAAACUCCGUCAGUUGGAGAAGAGUCCACGCAGCAGCAGAUCUUUCAACCGGAAGUGGAAGUGCCGUUCUGUCUUACGGUCGUCCGUAGCGGUUCUACUUGUAUGGACUCACCACUCCAAGCAACGUUUAUUUGGAUGACCCCGCCUCCAGCAGCAGGAGAGACAGCGGCGUGAGGACAGCUCGCCGUCGCCCCCGAACCACCGCCAUGCCGCCGCCCGCCGACAUCGUCAAGGUGGCCAUCGAGUGGCCGGGCGCCUUCCCCAAACUGAUGGAGAUUGACCAGAAAAAACCUCUUUCCGCCAUCAUCAAAGAAGUGUGUGAGGGGUGGUCUUUAGGGAACCACGAGAACUUUGCCCUGCAGAUUGCAGACAACACCAACUUCUACAUCACGGAAAAGAACCGCGGCGAGGUGAAGAACGGCUCCAUCCUGCGCCUGACCACCUCUCCCUACCUGACGGCGGUGCAGCUCCACGAGCGCGUCCAGUCCUCCAGCAUGGACGCCAAGCUGGAGGCCCUGAAGGACCUGGCCAGCGCCUCGCGGGACAUCACCUUCGCCAUCGAGUUCAUCAACCUGGACGGCGUCUCCCUGCUCACGCAGAUGGUGGAGAGCGGCACCGAGCGCUAUCAGAAACUCCAGAAGAUAAUGAAACCCUGUUUUGGCGACCUGCUCUCCUUCACGCUGACGGCCUUCGUGGAGCUGAUGGACCACGGCAUCGUCUCCUGGGACACUUUCUCCGUGACUUUCAUCAAGAAGAUCGCCAGCUUCGUGAACAAGUCCGCCUUGGACACGGCCGUGCUGCAGCGCUCGCUGGCCAUCCUGGAGUCCAUGGUGCUGAACAGCCAAGACCUGUACCACAAGGUGGCGCAGGAGAUCACCAUAGGGCAGCUCAUACCGCAUCUUCAGGGGACGGACCAGGACAUCCAGACCUACACCGUGGCCGUCAUCAACGCCCUCUUCCUCAAAGCCCCCGAGGAGAGGAGACAAGAGAUGGCGCACAUCUUGGCCCAGAAGCAACUGCGCUCCAUCAUUCUCAGCAACGUGAUCCGGAGCUACACGGCCAUCAACGAGGAGAUGGCCCACCAGCUGUACGUGCUGCAGGUGCUGACCUUCAACCUGCUGGAGGACCGCAUGAUGACCAAGAUGGACCCCCAGGACCAGGCCCAGAGGGACAUCAUCUUCGAGCUGAGGAGGAUCGCCUUCGACGUGGAGUGCGAGCCCAACCACGGCGGCAGCAUGGAGAAACGCAAGUCCAUGUACACGCGGGACUACAAGAAGCUGGGCUUCAUCAACCACGUCAACCCAGCAGUGGACUUCACCCAGAUUCCUCCAGGAAUGUUGGCCCUGGACAACAUGCUGUACUUCGCCAGACACCACCAGGACGCCUACGUCAGGAUCGUUCUGGAAAACAGCAGCCGAGAAGACAAGCACGAGUGUCCGUUUGGCCGCAGCAGCAUCGAACUCACCAAGAUGCUCUGCGAGAUCCUGAAAGUGGGCGAGCUUCCUGGAGAAAACUGCCAGGACUUCCAUCCCAUGUUUUUCACACACGACCGCUCCUUUGAGGAAUUCUUCUGUAUUUGUAUUCAACUGCUCAACAAAACCUGGAAGGAGAUGAGGGCGACCAGUGAAGACUUCAACAAGGUCAUGCAGGUGGUGCGGGAGCAGGUCAUGCGAGCGCUCACCCUGAAGCCUAAUUCCCUGGACCAGUUCAAGAGUCGCCUGCAGAACCUGAGCUACACUGAGAUCCUCAAGAUACGGCAGUCUGAGAGGAUGAAUCAGGAGGACUUCCAGUCCCGCCCCAUCCUGGAGCUGAAGGAAAAGAUCCAGCCAGAGAUCAUGGAGUUGAUCAAACAACAACGACUCAACAGACUAUGUGAAGGAACAUGUUUCCGGAAGAUCAACAAUCGCAGGAGGCAAGACAAGUUCUGGUACUGCCGCCUGUCUCCCAACCACAAAGUCCUGCACUACGGAGACCUGGAGGAGAGCCCCCAGGGGGAGGUGCCCCACGACUCCCUGCAGGACAAAUUGCCGGUGGCGGACAUCAAGGCUGUGGUCACAGGCAAAGACUGUCCUCACAUGAAGGAGAAGGGCGCUCUCAAGCAGAACAAGGAGGUGUUGGAGCUGGCCUUCUCAGUCCUCUACGAGUCGGACGAAUAUUUAAACUUUAUCGCCCCGGACAAACAUGAGUACUGCGUGUGGACGGACGGUCUGAACGCCCUGCUGGGCAAGGAGAUGAGCAGCGAGUACACCAAAUCCGACAUGGACACUCUGCUCUCCAUGGAGAUGAAACUCCGCCUCUUGGACCUCGAAAACAUCCAGAUUCCAGAGGCUCCGCCUCCCAUUCCCAAAGAGCCUAGCAACUAUGACUUUGUUUACGACUGUAACUAGCCCUCUCCCCCGUACAAGAUGGUUUGAUGAACUGUGAUGCCACCAAACAAUACACCCACCGGCUACCAUGAAGAUGAUUCCCUUCUUCCUCUUUCUGCCUUUUUUUCUUAUAAUUUGUCCUCAGGGCUUUCAGUGCAGGUAGUGAUGGGGCAGCCAUCUUUGUUUAGUCCACACGCUUAUUGCUAUUUCCUGUCAUGUCACACACACACAGACAGCAUUUGUGGCAGCUAAAUGUUACUCCUCACACAGCCGAAGUAUAAACUCACUUUUUUUUCCUGUCAGCUGACGACUGUUACGACCUUUUGUUGUCCCGCCUACCUUCCUUCCUUCGUUUCAACGACUGCUGUACUCAACAUUCCUAAGCAAUAUUUUCUUUAUCGCGUCGUGAUUGCUUUCAACUGUGACUCCAUUGCAAAGGGAAGCUUUAUAAUUUGAGAGUUAAUGUAUUUUUUAAUUUAAAGACAUUAUUUCUAGUACGUUUUUUAAUAUGUACACAGUAUUACCCCCUCAGUCACAUGCCUGCCCUUUACAUUCCUAUUUAAAAAAAUUUCCCCACAACUGCUGUUUACAUUAAAGGUUGAAAGACCAAA
Molecule: messenger RNA, 3005 nt
Organism: Nerophis ophidion (straightnose pipefish)
Lineage: Eukaryota; Metazoa; Chordata; Actinopteri; Syngnathiformes; Syngnathidae
Gene: elmo1
Product: engulfment and cell motility 1 (ced-12 homolog, C. elegans)
Exons: 22
Coding region: 235-2415 (726 amino acids)
Biological process (GO): cell motility; actin filament organization
Cellular component (GO): guanyl-nucleotide exchange factor complex; plasma membrane
Source: RefSeq, a predicted model, not a curated record